Messenger RNA from Heterocephalus glaber (naked mole-rat), 2222 nucleotides. RefSeq names its product Holliday junction recognition protein (gene Hjurp). NCBI's taxonomy places the organism in Eukaryota, Metazoa, Chordata, Mammalia, Rodentia, Bathyergidae. Gene Ontology annotation, cellular component: chromosome, centromeric region. Gene Ontology annotation, biological process: CENP-A containing chromatin assembly. The record is from RefSeq and is a predicted model, not a curated record. Gene Ontology annotation, molecular function: histone binding.
GCGGAGCGGUUUAGUUGAGCGGCGCGCGCAGAGUUUGAGAGGCGGUACGGGUUCCCGGCCGAGUGGGCUCUGGGUCUGGCGCGCGUUAUGGAGCUCCAGGGCCUGGAGAGCGAGUGGGCAGCGGAGGACCCGCUGCUGCACAAGCUCAGCGACAGCCGCCGCCGCUUCCAGAGGCGCAUGCAGCAGCUGAUAGCGAAGUACGAACACCCCUUCGAGGACGCCCCGCUGGUGGAGAUGUCCACGCUGACCUACAAGACGCCUCAGGGAUUGAGAAUUUGGGGAGGAAAACUAGUGAAGGAAGUAAACAAAGGACAAAUCCAGGAUCCCCCUGGGAAGCCAGUGGACGGGGCAGAUGACCCUGGGCCAGGGCAAGGUGAUAAGCGUCUACGACCCCACACACAGGUCCCGGGAAUGGAUUCAGAAAGCAGUGACGCUGAGGCAGCCUCAGACCUGGGGGACCUGUCCGCCUGCACCUGGACGCCUGCAGUGCCUCAGAGCCCUUUGAGAGAUGAGCUAAGAAGGAAGUACCUGACCCAAGUGGACAUCCUGCUCCAGGGUGCCAGGUGUUUGGAGGGUGCAGCGAAGGGAGUCAGGAAGGACACACCGAAGACGCCGGCCCUGUUCCUGGCCUCGCCUGCCAUGCCUGCCCCUGGAUAUUCUGGUGACGACUCGACAGAGAGCCUCGGUAAUGCGGCACAGCCUGCUCCCUCCCCCAGGGCCUGGGGUCCCUUGCACCCUCGCCCGGCAGACCUGGCUAUAGCCCCCAGCAGUCCCAGCUGCUUAAGCACCCAGUCCUCUGAGGCCAAUGACAUCUGCAAUGUGACGAUCAGUGACUUGUACGCGGGCAUGCUGCACUCCAUGAGUCGACUGCUGAGCGCAAAGCCAUCGUGCAUAAUCUCCACCAAAACAUUCAUCGUGCAGAACUGGAGCUCCAGGAGGAGGCAGCCCCGGAGGAGUGGGGUGCAGAUGAAUGAGACGUACUGCAAAGGGGCCAGGCCCUCCCGGAGGAGCACCAAGGAGCGGUCCACACCCUACCCAGAGCCCAGGAGAGAGAGGGGGACAGUAGGAGACUCCAGGAACUUACCUCAUGUUCCUUGCCCCAAGACAGGCUUCGAGUUGGAGAAGGCUUUUCUUGACGAGAACAAACCCCAGCUCCAUAAAUUCGACCCCAGUUGGAAGGAGCUUCAGGUGACUCCCCGGAAGCGCUCCUCGUUGACUUCCUUAGACUUCAACAUGGUGCAUCUGGAUUGGGAAAGCCGACUCAUGACCUUAAAAUGGUUAAUUUCACCUGUGAAAAAAGUUUCUCUACCAAGAAUGCCACAGGGCUGUGCAGAGAAUCGGUACAGGGAGAUUGGAAGCCAAUUCAACAAGCUUCAUCAAGCAUGCUGCCCAGAUCCUGGGAAACAGCUUCCUCGAGCCACCGGACGCUCAGACUCCUGGGCCUUGGCCGUGUACAGAGGUGGCUGUGUGAGUCCUGACAGUGCACGGGGCUUGGAAACAUGCAGGCCAAGGCUACCUUUCAGCAGAGCCAAAGCUAAAAGCCUGAGUGAGACUUUUGAACACCUGGGCACAAGAUCUGUGGAAGUGAGUGGAGGCCCACCAAAGAGGGCUUCCUCUUCCUCGAUUUCCAAGACCCAUCCACCACCGAGCCCAGGCCACUCUCUGCAGACAUGUGACCUUUUUCAAGGACGCGAUUCCGGAACCGUGAGAAAGGCAGUGUUGCCCAACCAAGCUAUUUCAGUACCAAGGACAGAACCACCGAGCUGUCCAAAGAGUCGCUAUGAUGAAAUUAAAGAAAAAUUUGACUGUCUGCACCAGAAGUAUUUCCAAACAUCACCUCAGCAGGGGAAGGUGCUGUCACGUGUUGCCGUGUCUGCAGAUAAAGCCGGGGCGGAAGUUCAGUGCCCAGUGGGAGACAGCUGUAGAGAAUUAAGCCUGGACACUUUCGUCUGGGGCUUCCAGUGGUUCCCGAGAAGUCUACCGGGCUCAUCUGCAGUUGAGGCUCAAGUGUCUGCAGGCACAGCCAGGGGGGCUUCUCUGAUCCCCGCAAAACGACGAAGGCUGUCAGACCCCCAGGUCUGUGGACUCCAGAGCAGGGGAGCCGCUCAGCCCCUGCCAGCCCAACGGGGGAAAGAAUAUAUCCUUCAGGAUGGAAGAGAAAAAUGAUUUUUGUUAGAAAAAUUCAAAAAUUAAAAUGUAUAGCCAGUUUAUUUUGGACCCUC